Molecule: messenger RNA, 1960 nt
Organism: Monodelphis domestica (gray short-tailed opossum)
Lineage: Eukaryota; Metazoa; Chordata; Mammalia; Didelphimorphia; Didelphidae
Product: leukocyte immunoglobulin-like receptor subfamily A member 5
Biological process (GO): immune response-regulating signaling pathway
Cellular component (GO): plasma membrane
Source: RefSeq, a predicted model, not a curated record
AACUGGUCAGAGAGGCUCAGGGUGGGGACACAGUGCAGAGCUGGCCCUGGUGUCAUCCUCUGCCUCAGACCAGCCCCAGGUCAGCCUCAGUCCCUUCUCCCACCAGCCUCUGGGAGCACCAUGACUCCUGCCCUCUCAGUCCUGCUGUGCUUGGGUCUGUGUCUGUGCAAGGGGACAAGGACCCAGGGAGCAGACAGACUCCCCAAACCCUCCCUCAGGGCAGAGAAUGGCUCUGUGGUGCCCCAUGGGGGAGCUGUGACCCUCAGAUGCAGGGGAUCAUGGGAGGCUGAAGAUUGGCAGCUGGAGAAAAGGGGAGGAUAUAAAUGGUCACCCAAAGCUGGGAGACCAGCUGGAAAUGAGGUCGAGUUUUCCCUCCCAUCAGUGACACCACAUAAUGCAGGGACCUACCAAUGCCUCUACAGACAUUCAUCCUCCUGGUGGUCAGAGCGCAGUGACCCCCUGGAGCUGGUGGUGACAGGCCUCUCUGCCCCGCCCUCCCUGGCAGCCCUGCCAGGCUCUGAGGUGGCCUCAGGACAGAGCGUGACCCUGCAGUGUCGGUCAGAGGGAUAUCAUGACAUGUUCGUCCUGUGCAAGGAGGGAGAAGAGAUCAGCCGCAGCAGGACCCGGAGCCAUGGAUGGGGGCGUCAGGCUGACUUCCUCUUCCCUGCUGUGACUCCUACCCAGAAUGGCACUUACCGAUGCUUUGGCUUUAAUAAUUCUUCCUCCUCCCUGUGGUCCUCCCCCAGCGCCCCCCUGGUGCUCCGGGUCUCAGGCAAUUCAAAGGAUCCUCACCUCCCCCAAAGCUCUGCGACUCCCCCAGCUCUGAUGUCCCCCCCACCAAGGACCUCUCCAAGCCCUGAGUCUGAGGACAGGCCCUCAGAUGCUGCUGCCCAGGAUUACACUGUGGGCAACCUGGUCCGCCUCAUCUCAGCUGGGCUGGUCCUCGUCCUCCUGGGGGUCCUGCUGGCUGAGCACUGGAAAAGCUCCAGAGGGCAUCGGGUCCAGGGAGUCCUUGGCUGAGCCCUCCGGCCAGAGCAGCCCCCGAGACAGAGGAAGGAAGGAACAAAUGCAGUGAGGGCUGCCUCUGUGCCGGGUCUCUAUUAAGCACCAAAUACAGCCAUUAAAAGGGUCGGAGACACAGACAGAGACCGAAGGAUGAGGGAGAAUUUGCUGCAUCCAGAACAGCCUAAGCAGAGUCGGGUCUUUUCCUCUGUGGAAGGAAACCCUUGACAGAAGCCCAGGGCAGGGGAGGGGGGGAAGAUGCUGUGAAAAAUCCACAAAGAUGCCUCCUAUUGGAAAUAACCCUGAGGCUUCCUCUGCUUGCAGGGCUGAGAGUUGUUCAUGUAUUUGCAAAGUCAGUGAUGAGAAUCAAGGAAUAAACAAUGCAAGAUUGUCCAAAGUAACAUCUGUUUCCACAUAGACAAUACAGGAUUCUGGGAAAGGAUGUUCAGACCUAAUUUGGCUGAUUCUAAACAUGAAGCACAAAAUGUAAAUCUUUUUCCUGCGGGUUGUGACGUUGUACAUGUUCCAUCCGUCUUCCUUGUACUGUAAGCUGCCUCUCAGACCCCUCUCCAAGCUGUCACAGGCAUGUGAGAACUGCUUGUGUGUGACCUCUGCAAAGCUGGGAGAGAAGCAGCAGCCUGCUUACCCCGAUGGUGGCUGGGAGGAUGUGAGCAUUCGUAGAAAGAGUUCCAAUAACUUUGUUUCUUUAUACUUUGGCACUUCAUGCCUUGAUCCUUCAGCCCCAGAUCGGUUCUUAUAUCAAAGGUUUCCGCAGACGUCAGUCUUGUGAAUUCUUGAAAUCAGCCAUCACGAGAACUUCCUUUUGCCUCCAUAUCUUGCUUUCACCGUCCCUCAACAAUUGUUUUGGGGAUCAGCUUUGCCCAUAUUUUCUAAUCUUCAACAUAUAUUAUUUCUGAACUCUGCCCAAUUAAAGGCUUCCUGGCCUCCGUAAACUUAA